Odobenus rosmarus divergens (Pacific walrus) is the source of this 2360-nucleotide messenger RNA. It is a transcript of the gene ALDH1A1, whose product is annotated as aldehyde dehydrogenase 1 family, member A1. The transcript is spliced from 13 exons. The record is from RefSeq and is a predicted model, not a curated record. Bases 313 to 1818 code for a protein of 501 amino acids. Gene Ontology annotation, molecular function: benzaldehyde dehydrogenase (NAD+) activity. Lineage: Eukaryota; Metazoa; Chordata; Mammalia; Carnivora; Odobenidae.
UGCAUAUCCUUAUCGCAGGUUUCGGCUUUGUAAAUUAAUUCGUCUGCAAAUAGUGCCCUGUCUCCAGCUGCAGUUUCAACACUGGAGCGCUGGUUUCUUAAGGAUUUAAGUUUAAAGUCAAGGGCUUCCUGCCCUAGGUGUUACAAAUAAGUAGUGUCGUUUUCUUUUCGCUCCGAGUUUGUUCAUCCAAUCAUAGUCCGGUAUGCAAAUAGACCUUAGCCCGUGCAGAUAAAAAGGAACAAAUAAAGCCAAGUGCUCUAUCAGAACCAAAUCGCUGAGCCUGUCACCUGUGUUCCAGGAGCCGAACCAGAAAUGUCGUCCUCAGGCAUGCCAGACUUACCUGUCCCACUCACCAAUUUGACAUAUAAAUAUACGAAGAUUUUCAUAAACAAUGAAUGGCAUAAUUCAGUGAGUGGCAAGAAGUUUCCUGUCUUUAAUCCUGCAACCGAGGAGAAACUCUGUGAAGUGGAAGAAGGAGAUAAGGAAGAUAUUGACAAAGCAGUGAAGGCCGCAAGAAAGGCUUUUCAGAUCGGCUCUCCAUGGCGUACUAUGAAUGCUUCGGAGAGGGGGCGACUAAUCUACAGGUUGGCUGACUUAAUUGAAAGAGAUCGUCUUCUCUUGGCAACAAUGGAAUCAAUGAAUGGUGGAAAACUAUUCUCUAGUUCGUAUCUGAUGGAUUUGGGAGGCUGCAUCACAACAUUACGCUACUGUGCAGGGUGGGCUGACAAGAUCCAAGGCCGCACAAUACCCAUCGAUGGAAACUUUUUUACUUACACGAGACAUGAGCCUGUUGGUGUAUGUGGCCAAAUCAUUCCUUGGAAUUUCCCGCUGGUCAUGCUCAUUUGGAAGAUAGGGCCUGCCCUGAGCUGUGGAAAUACCGUGGUUGUCAAACCUGCAGAGCAAACUCCUCUCACUGCCCUUCACGUGGCAUCUUUAAUCCAAGAGGCAGGUUUCCCUCCCGGAGUAGUGAACAUUGUCCCUGGUUACGGGCCUACUGCUGGGGCGGCAAUUUCUUCCCACAUGGAUAUAGACAAAGUGGCCUUCACAGGAUCUACAGAGGUUGGCAAGAUGAUCAAAGAAGCUGCGGGGAAAAGCAACCUGAAGAGGGUGACCCUGGAGCUUGGUGGAAAGAGCCCCUGCAUUGUGUUUGCUGACGCUGACUUGGACAAUGCCGUUGAAUUUGCACACCAGGGGUUAUUCUACCACCAAGGCCAAUGUUGUAUAGCUGCAUCCAGGCUUUUUGUGGAAGAAUCGAUUUAUGAUGAGUUUGUCCGACAGAGUGUUGAACGGGCUAAGAAGUAUGUCCUUGGAAAUCCUCUGACCCCAGGAGUCAAUCAAGGCCCUCAAAUUGAUAAGGAACAAUAUGAAAAAAUACUUGACCUCAUUGAGAGUGGGAAGAAAGAAGGAGCCAAACUGGAGUGUGGUGGAGGCCCAUGGGGGAAUAAAGGCUACUUCAUCCAGCCCACGGUCUUCUCUAAUGUUACAGACGACAUGCGCAUCGCCAAAGAGGAGAUAUUUGGACCAGUGCAGCAAAUCAUGAAAUUUAAAUCUUUAGAUGACGUGAUCAAGAGAGCAAAUAAUACUCUUUAUGGCUUAUCAGCAGGAAUCUUUACCAAAGAUAUUGAUAAAGCCAUAACAGUCUCCUCCGCUCUGCAGGCUGGGACAGUAUGGGUGAAUUGCUAUAGCGUGGUAUCUGCCCAGUGCCCCUUCGGUGGAUUCAAGAUGUCUGGAAAUGGAAGAGAACUGGGAGAAUAUGGUCUCCACGAAUACACAGAGGUCAAGACAGUCACAAUGAAAAUUUCUCAGAAGAACUCAUAAAGAAACCACAAGAAUGGAGCGAAGAAUCCUCAAUGACUAAGCAUCUCCUAUAGUCGCUAAUAUAUUGUAGUGGGUUUUAAAUGCACAAUUGUUCUUUUCUUGAUUUUUUUAAACAUAAGCUAAUCAUAUUAGCAUUAAAACUACACAUAGAAAACUUGACAUGUAGCUUAUUCAGAAAGAAUCCUUUAUCUUCUGAUAUGUGACCCUCAAGUCCUAUCUAUAAAACAAGGAUGGAGCUGAUAUGAGAUCUCUCCAAGCUCUGUAAUAGUUAUGUGCUUCUCCUUGUAGUUACUCGUCCAGGAUAAUCAUGUUAUAGAAGAGGUCCAGUUGUCAUGUAGCUUCUUUCUCUAACAACCCCUUUAAGUCCUUAACACACCUUUGAGCUGCAGAGUAGAUGUGUUCUGUUCGCAGUAGUUGUGAAUUCAUUGGAGUUUGUUGAAAUGUUUCCUUGAAUGUCAUGUCUGCUUGUCAAAAGAAGUAAUGCCUGAAAUACUUAGCUGUAAUCUAAACAUAAAGCUUAAUAAAAACAACCUUGCAUGAUU